GUGUUGAUAUCUCCGUUCUUGAACUGAAAUCUUCCAUGCUCGCCCAAGUUGAACAGUUGUUGCAAACAAAUGGUCAGACCUUAAAAGAAUUUGCUGAUAUGUCAUUUCCAGAUCCAUUGGAUUCUAUUGAACCUUAUGACACAGUAUUCUUUGAUGAGCUCAAUUUCAAUAGAACUGAUCUAGCAACCAUUUCAGCCGAUCUGGUUUCCCACUUGAAUCGUCCACAGCGUGUUGCAUACGACACAAUCUCCAACGCAGUUAGCAGUACCAUGGGUGGAUUUUUUUUUUGUUUAUAGAUAUGGUGGAACUGGGAAGACUUUUCUUUGGAAUGCGCUUUCUGCUUCCAUAAGGUCGAAAGGUCAAAUUGUCCUCAACAUUGCAUCCAGCGGCAUUGCAUCGUUAUUGUUACCAAGUGUCAGAACUGCCCAUUCAUGGUUUAAAGUUCCGCUUAGUGUCAACCAAGAUUCUGUCUGUAACAUAAAACAAGACACAUCGUUGGCACGUCUUAUUUCAGCUGCAAAAUUAAUCAUAUGGGACGAGGCACCUAUGCUAAACAAAUACUGCUACGAAGCACUCGACAAGUGCUUCAAGGAUAUUCUUCGUUUUAGCAAUGCGUUUAAGCCUAAUGCUCCUUUUGGUGGAAAAGUUGUGUUCUUGGAGGUGUUGAGGUUGACCGAAAACAUGAGGUUGCGUGGCUGUUCACAGGAUAUCCGCGAUGUUGAGUUAAAGAAGUUUGCUGACUGGAUCCUUAACUUAGGUGACGGGUUAUUGGGAGACAGUUCCGAUGAUAUCUUACUUCAUAUUUCCAGCGCCGACUACUUUAAGGACAAGAGUAUAUUAGCACCAACACUUGAUGUGGUGACCGAAGUUAACAAUCAUGUCAUGUCUUUGCUUCUUGGCAAUGAACGGGUUUAUUUGAGUUCUGAUACACUGUUGAAUGAAGACGGUCACUUAGAAUCCGAAUUGUACACAAUGAGCACAGAGUCUUUGAAUGCAUUGAAUUGUUCUGGUAUUCCACAACACAAGUUAGUGCUUAAGAUUGGUGUGCCAGUCAUGCUUCUUCGCAAUAUUGACCAAUCUAAUGGAUUGUGCAACGGCACAUGGAUGCAAGUUAGGCGACUUGGUGAUCAUGUUAUUGAAUGCGUCAUCUUAGCAGGGCGAAACGUUUGUAAGGUUGUUUUAAUUCCAAGGAUGAACAUGAUCCCCAACAAUGAAACCUUACUUAUCAGGUUUAUCCGAAGGCAGUUUCCAAUUAUGCUUUGUUUUGCAAUGGCAAUAAACAAGUCCCAAGGACAGACACUCUCAACUGUUGGUGUGUAUCUUUCAAGGCCCGUUUUCACACAUGAUCAGCUUUGUGUUGCACUUUUCCGAGUCAACAGUAUGUCUGGUCUCAAGAUCUUGAUUAUUGAUUCCAAUGGAACCGCAUCAAAUCAUACUCUUAAUAUUGUGUACAGGAAAGUCUUUGUCAAUUUAUUUUCUCCCCUUCAGUCAUUACUGUGAUAUUCAAGUUGGCUGAUGCAAUGUUCCCAUACUUAGCACGGAUCUUAAAACUAGUAUACCAUAGAGUUAGAGAAUACCUAUCUGCACUACGUUAAUAACCCUGUUAAAUGGAAAGAAAA
Molecule: messenger RNA, 1619 nt
Organism: Arachis ipaensis
Lineage: Eukaryota; Viridiplantae; Streptophyta; Magnoliopsida; Fabales; Fabaceae
Source: RefSeq, a predicted model, not a curated record